This is a messenger RNA of Cucurbita pepo subsp. pepo (vegetable marrow), 450 nucleotides long. The record is from RefSeq and is a predicted model, not a curated record. Lineage: Eukaryota; Viridiplantae; Streptophyta; Magnoliopsida; Cucurbitales; Cucurbitaceae.
ACGCAAGUACUCCUUUUCUCCUUUGUAAGCUUAUCUUCUCUGCAACAAGCGGCCGGGAAGGGAGGAGAAAAAAUGGUUUCGCUAAAGCUCCAGAAGCGGCUCGCCGCCAGUGUCCUCAAGUGCGGGAAAGGCAAGGUCUGGCUCGAUCCCAAUGAGGUCAACGAAAUCUCCAUGGCGAACUCUCGCCAAAAUAUUAGGAAGUUGGUCAAGGAUGGUUUCGUCAUCAGGAAGCCAACCAAGAUCCACUCCCGUUCUCGAGCACGCCGUAUGAAAGAGGCUAAGAGAAAGGGUCGACACUCUGGAUAUGGUAAGAGAAAGGGUACCAGGGAGGCAAGGUUGCCGACCAAGAUCCUCUGGAUGCGGAGAAUGCGUGUUCUCAGGAGAUUGCUCNUUUUUUUUUUUUUUUUAAUUUUAAUUUUAAUUUUGUUUUUGGGUCGAGGCCCACAAUAA